Molecule: messenger RNA, 1257 nt
Organism: Tripterygium wilfordii
Lineage: Eukaryota; Viridiplantae; Streptophyta; Magnoliopsida; Celastrales; Celastraceae
Exons: 6
Coding region: 231-1070 (279 amino acids)
Source: RefSeq, a predicted model, not a curated record
CUAUUGAUUUUUUUAUUAUCCUGGAUCGAAAUGAUGGGGAAUUGAAAGUGUUCGAAUGCAUACCACGGAUUGAUGGACACCUCCAUUAGUUUCCCUCAUUUCUGGCAAGGUCUUCACAGUUCACGCUAUUAACAAAACAGCCUGAAAGCACUAAUACAGGCUUGGAGUCGGUGGAAGCCCAGCCUGAAGCCACAAAUCCUUCAUUGGAAAAGGCUGAAGUGCAAGUAGAAAUGCAACCAACGCCUGCCAAGGUAAUCUCAAAGAAGACACCAGGGAAGCAUAUUCUUCCUGCUACUGUUAGGCGGUCUCGACGUCUUAAAAGUGUACACUUACCUUGUCAAAAUGAGGACAGUGAGCGAGUUAUUAAAGAAAUCACUAUUAGUGAAAGUGAGAGCGAAGAUGAACAACAUAUGCAUCAGGAAGCCCAGCCUGAAGUCACAAAUCAUUCAUUGGACAAGACUGAAUUGCAAGCAGAAAUACAACCAACGCCAGCCAAGGUAAUCUCAAAGAAGAUGCCAGGGAAGCAUAUUGUUCCUGAUACUAUUAGGCGGUCUCGAAGUCUUAAAAGUAUACCUUUACCUUGUCAAAAUGAGGACAUUGAGCGAGUGAUUGAAGAAAUCACUGUUAGUGAAAGUGAGAGCGAAGAUGAACAACAUAUGCAUCAGGAAAAGGAGUUGAAGUUUAAGACAACUAAGAGAACCUUUCUUUAUCAAACCUCCUCAUAUGCAGCAGGAAAAUACAAAAGCUUGUACAUUGACUCCCGAAAGAAGAUAGAAGCCUUGGCAGAGGAAAACCGUCAACUUGCUCUGAAGUUGGAAAAUGCUCUUGACAAACUUGAAGGACGCGAAGCUACAGCGAAGGAAAAUCGUGAGCUUGUUUUGAAACUGGAAAAUGCUCUCGGAAAAAUUGAAGCGUAUGAGAAAGUGCUGCAGAUGUCAAAAGAAGUGCUCCUCAUUGCCAGAGCAACUGAGAGAGUGGCCAACGUUUGCUCUGAACCUAUGAAUGGUGCUCUUGCUGGAAUCCGUUCAGCCAAGAGAACAAGACAUAAUCAAGAAAGUGGAAAGAACUGAACUGGUGCAUACCAAUGUACUGAUGUUUAAAAUAUGUGAUUAGUUAAUUUUACUGAAUGUUAAGCUUUCUUUGUAAUGUUCUCUUAUCUUGAUUCACUUCAGUUGAUCCAGCCAAAUAUUUCAUCUGGUUAAAGAAAUGGAAGUGAAAGUGGAGCCUGAUAAGGCGGUCCAUUGGUCGGUGGCCUCA